AUGGCCAGCGGAUAUAAUCCUCCCAACUUUAUCCUUGACGCCGCAAAGGAGGAGCUGGACAAAGUGGUGUCAAACCAGUAUGCGCCAACCAAAGGUAAUCCGCGACUAAAAAAUGCAAUUGCUGCAGCGUAUUCUCCGUUCUUUGGGAAGCAAAUCGACCCUGAAGCUGAAGUAGUGAUUACCAGCGGGGCAAACGAAGGAAUGCUCAGCGCCUUUAUGGGAUUCGUGGAGGCAGGCGACGAGGUUAUCAUUUUUGAGCCAUUUUUCGACCAGUAUAUCAGUAAUAUCGAGAUGCCUGGGGGUACCAUUCGAUACGUCCCUUUGCACCCACCAAAAGACGGCGCAAAAAGAAAGACCAAGGCAUCCGAGUGGUCCAUUGACUUUGACGAGCUGGAAAAGACCUUUAACGAAAAAACAAGAAUGAUUACGACAAGCCAUAACCCCGUGGGCAAGGUUUUAUCUCGGGAAGAAUUAGAGCGAAUUGCAGAUCUUUGCAUAAAGUACAACACGAUCAUAGUCUCCGACGAAGUGUACGACCGUCUCUACUAUGUGCCGUUUACCCGUAUCGCAACCCUAUCCCCCAAGGUUGCAGAGCGGACUCUUACGGUGGGUUCCGUGGGUAAAAAUUUCUAUGCAACAGGUUGGCGUGUGGGUUACCUUAUUGGGCCCGAGCAUCUCAUCAAAUACGCUGCUGCUGCGCACACUCGAAUCUGCUAUUCUAGUGUCGCUCCCCUUCAAGCAGCGGCUGCAAUUGGGUUUGAGCAGGCAGAUAAACUUGGCUUCUGGGACCAGAGCAGGCAGGAAAUGCGCGGGAAAAUAGAAAGGUUCUGUGAGGUCUUUGACGAACUAGACAUUCCGUACACUGAUCCAGAUGGUGGAUACUUCGUCCUUGUAAACAUGGCUUCGGUAAAGAUCCCGGAAGACUAUCCAUUCCCGGAGUAUAUUGCCAGUCGUCCUCGCGACUUCAAACUGUUCUGGUUCUUAGCGAUGGAGGUCGGCGUCGGAACCAUCCCACCCACAGAGUUUUACACAGACACCAACGCCCAUAUUGGAGAGGAUUGGAUUCGGUUUUCGAUUUGCAAGCCAGAUGGGGAUUUGGAAGAGGCCAAAAAGCGAUUGCGAGGGCUGCAAAAGUAUAUCGUCCGGUAG
Uncinocarpus reesii 1704 is the source of this 1149-nucleotide messenger RNA. RefSeq lists its product as uncharacterized. Gene Ontology annotation, molecular function: pyridoxal phosphate binding; L-kynurenine:2-oxoglutarate transaminase activity. The record is from RefSeq and is a predicted model, not a curated record. The transcript is spliced from 6 exons. Gene Ontology annotation, cellular component: cytoplasm; mitochondrion. NCBI's taxonomy places the organism in Eukaryota, Fungi, Ascomycota, Eurotiomycetes, Onygenales, Onygenaceae. The coding region runs from base 1 to 1149 and encodes 382 amino acids. Gene Ontology annotation, biological process: biosynthetic process.